GAGCGCCGCCCCCUGGAGGGGAAGGAGGGGUGGCGGGCCUGGGGGGUGCCCAGCUGCCGUCCCCGCCGCCUCCUGGCCCCCACUCGCUGGCGCCCAAGUGGGAGGACGGCAGCUGCCCGCUCCCUCCUCCCGACACCCCCGCUACCUGCCCAGUCCCCGAAGCGAAGCGUGAGGAGGCUGCGAGCCAGCAGGGCCGAGCCCACAACUUUGCAGCCUCGAGGAGGGCGAGAGCCGGCGUCCAAGGCUCCUCUUGUCUGCGACCAGAGCUUGGAAUGUAAUCGAGGAUGCUCGCCCUGAGGCUGCUCAACGUGGUGGCCCCCGCCUACUUCCUGUGCAUCUCUCUGGUGACCUUCGUGCUGCAGCUCUUCCUCUUCCUGCCCAGCAUGCGUGAGGAACCCGCGGCUGCCAGGCUCUUCUCGCCCGCUCUACUCCAUGGGGCACUCUUCCUGUUCCUCUCAACCAACGCCCUGGGCAAUUACGUCCUGGUCAUCCAGAAUUCCCCGGACGACCUGGAUGCCUGCCAGGGGACUGCAGCCAGGAGAGCCCCGUGCCCCCCGCCCAGCACCCACUUCUGCCGAGUGUGCGCCAGAGUCACCCUGAGGCACGACCAUCAUUGUUUCUUCACGGGGAAUUGCAUCGGGAGCAGGAACAUGCGCAACUUCGUCUUGUUCUGCCUCUACACCUCUCUGGCUUGCCUCUACUCCAUGGUGGCUGGCGUGGCCUACAUCUCCGCAGUCCUUUCCAUCUCCUUCGCCCAUCCCCUGGCCUUCCUCACACUCCUUCCCACCUCCAUCAGCCAGUUCUUCUCCGGAGCUGUCCUCGGUUCUGAAAUGUUCGUCAUCCUCAUGCUCUACCUCUGGUUUGCCAUUGGCCUGGCCUGCGCUGGCUUCUGCUGCCAUCAGCUGCUGUUGAUCCUCCGGGGGCAGACACGCCACCAGGUGCGGAAGGGGGUGGCGGUGAGGGCCCGGCCCUGGCGCAAGAACUUACAGGAGGUCUUCGGGAAGAGAUGGCUGUUGGGCCUGCUGGUCCCCAUGUUCAAUGUCGGAAGUGAGAGCUCCAAGCAGCGGGACAAGUAGCAGGCACUCUCAUCAUUUCUCUCCGUGUGUAUCUUGACUCCUUGUGAACAUAAGACUACGGAAUCUUUGUCUCCACCCAUGACCCACUACAACUUUAGACUGGUAAGGCCCUAGCAACCAUCUCUGGUCUGUAACAUAUAGAGAACAGUGUUGGCUGAUGGAUCAUGACAAGGAGGAAAAAUGGCCACCCAGGCAUUGCUAGGCUCCCCGUGAGCCAGCCAGGUGGCUCCUGACUGUUCUGAGGCCUCUGCUCUUGUCUCUUUCCCUGGGGGUGUGUGCCUGGUUUGUCCAUUCUCUACUGAGUUUUAUGUCAUCACUGCUAUCUGCUAGAACUUUUCCUUGCAGCCCCAUGCUAGGAGUGGGGAGUGGAUUCUUACUGCCAAUAUGAUGCUCCCCAGAACCUGGAGGUUGGCAAAAAUGUUUAAAAUUACCAUGUGUGAGAGGCAGCCAACUCAGCUCUGCCAACUGCUACCAAGGUUGGAAAAGGAGGGGUGUGUGUCCUCAUCCCCUCUGUGGAAUAGUGGACAGUGGAAGGAAAAAAGAACUCAGUAGCUUGCUGCCCAUCCCCCAGAUUGCAAGGCACUUCUCUGGUAGACAGGAGCCAAUGGCCUGGGAUUUCCAGCUGCUGUCCCCUCUCUAUCCCAGGGCCUGGGUGGAUGCUUCCUUUCCCUGGCACUCUUUCAGCCUUUCCCAUUGGGCUCCAGCCUCUGGGUCUUUGCUAGAUGCUGGGAAGGCAAGGAAGAAGGGAGAAGUAAAGGGAAUACUGAUAAACCAGAGAAGUAUGUGACUACAUAACUGUAUAGAAGGGUCCACACCACACACUUGUGUGUGUGUGGGGGGGAGGGAGAGGGAGAGGUGGCUAGGAGUGUUGUUAUGAAAAUCGAGAAAGAAUGGGAGGAGAGAGAAUCACACAGGUGUUGGGCACUUGGAUAUUUGGGGGAUGAGAAUGAGAGGGGUAAAUGAGUUCAUUUCUGAAGGACAGUCUAGCAGCUAAAGCUGUUCGUUGUUUGAAUGAUUGCCUGGGGAGGUAGUGAGUACCUCACAACUGGAGGUAUUCCAGAAAAGAAUAGUCAGUCAUCUGGCAGGCAUGCUGUGGAAAAAAAAUUCUGCACAGGGCUAGGGAAAGGAAGAUCCUUUCCCACCCCAAGAUUCCAGUGUCCUCUUCAUGACUGCCAGAUCCAGAGGCAAGAUCUGUGGAGAUGCCUGUGAGCUACUUGCUUUCAUGGAGGAGGGGGUGAACAUGGAGGGUUCUGAAAAUCAUGAUGCAAAGUUUUAGGGCCCCACCCAACCACCAGGGAGACAGUCUCUUGAGAGAUAGGACUCCUAGGUACUAGUGCUAGUUGAGGGGGUUGGCAUUUGAGGACAGGAAGGUGGAGUGUUGUCAGGGGCAGCUGGAUCAGUGGUGGGGACAGCAAAGCUGGAGGGUCAUGCUCAACUCUGAGGAGUGAGAUUGGGAGAACUGAGGCUCAGGAAUGGGGAUAUCAGAAUAUAGGGAUGCAACUGAGAGACCAGACCUGACUGUCUCUGGAUGAGGGCACUGCUGUGUGUUCUGGGACCGAGAAGACCAGCCUCCUGGGCCAUAUGAGGGAGUGGGGACAACACAAGUGCCCCCUCUUGACUGAGCCUCAAGGCCAGUUUGCCAUCCAGGCAGGUGGGGAGCUGAAGCCCACACUCUGCAGUGUUCAGCUGGUGGCCACAGUGACCCAACCAUUGCCGCAUAACACCUUGAGUUCUUGAGCAGAGCUUGGGAGGACUUUAUCUUGGUUCUGCCUUCAUGCCCCCUGGAGAACUAAUGUAGUAAUGGUACCACCUGCUCAUACUUCUAUCUCUUAUAUUAAUUCAUUCAUGCAGCCUACAUGUAUUCACUGAACACCAACUAUCUGCCAAGUCUCUGCCAGGAACUGGUAUACAGUGGUGCACAGUUGAUGAGAUCUCUGCUAUCAGUAGCAACUUGUCCCUGUCCCCAUGCACUGACUCCCACCUCCUGAAAAGUGGUCACUCUGCCAUCUUGUUGGUCAGCAGGGCAGGACACUUGGAGGGGAAGGAUGUGGCAGAGAGGAUUGAAGGGGUCCCAGUCUUCCUGGAUGGAUGGGUCAUUGGGGGACAUCCUCACCCUCAGUUCUGGCCACACUUAAACAGUGGGAGUGGAAGAAAUGAGAGGAGAGGCCCUGAGCAAUCCAGGCCUUGGGUCUCUCCCAACCCCAAAGCUCAAGCAUGGAAGCCAGCUCUGCCAUUCUUGGCUUCCUGGAGGCUCAGCACUGUGAAGGAAUAAAGGGAGAUGUGUAGGGGAUCAUCUUCUGGCUGAUUGGUCAGUAGGGGGUGAUGGUGGGGAGGUUGCCAGGUGUGGGACUUGAGUAACAUUUGUAUACAUGGCCCUGUAUUGUCAAUGAAAAACAUCAAUAAAAUAUGUGGUUUUAAACUGGA
Molecule: messenger RNA, 3500 nt
Organism: Camelus dromedarius (Arabian camel)
Lineage: Eukaryota; Metazoa; Chordata; Mammalia; Artiodactyla; Camelidae
Gene: ZDHHC22
Product: zinc finger DHHC-type palmitoyltransferase 22
Exons: 3
Coding region: 285-1076 (263 amino acids)
Biological process (GO): protein palmitoylation
Cellular component (GO): Golgi apparatus
Molecular function (GO): palmitoyltransferase activity
Source: RefSeq, a predicted model, not a curated record